AUGCUGGAGGUGCUCACUGGACGGCCACCUACAGGGAAAGAGGUGGAAGAUGGCGGUGGGAACCUUGUCGACUGGGUGCGGUGGAUGAUUGCACGCGGUCGGGAGGGUGAGUUGUUUGAUCCAUGCCUGCCCGUUUCAGGUCUGUGGCAUGAACAGAUGGUUCGCGUGCUUGCCAUUGCUCAGGAUUGCACUGCCGACGAGCCAUCGAAGAGGCCGACCAUGGUGGAGGUGGUGAAGGGACUCAAGAUGGUCCAGCUGAUGAAACAUGAAUCUCACAACCUCCAGCAAUUUGUGGCGCAGCCAUGA
Messenger RNA from Miscanthus lutarioriparius, 306 nucleotides. NCBI's taxonomy places the organism in Eukaryota, Viridiplantae, Streptophyta, Magnoliopsida, Poales, Poaceae. The record is from the annotation of a GenBank genome assembly.